This is a messenger RNA of Phaethon lepturus (White-tailed tropicbird), 226 nucleotides long. RefSeq names its product claudin-11-like. Lineage: Eukaryota; Metazoa; Chordata; Aves; Phaethontiformes; Phaethontidae. The annotation marks the transcript as partial. Gene Ontology annotation, molecular function: structural molecule activity. Gene Ontology annotation, cellular component: bicellular tight junction. The record is from RefSeq and is a predicted model, not a curated record. The transcript has a single exon.
AUGGUGGCCACCUGCCUGCACCUGGCCGGAUUUGUCUGCGGUUUUAUAGGGUGGAUCGGGGUGAUUGUGGCAACGUCCACCAACGACUGGGUGGUGACUUGCGGCUACACCAUUACCACCUGCAGGAAGAUGGAUGAGCUGGGCUCCAAGGGGCUGUGGGCAGACUGUGUCAUGGCGACAGGUCUCUAUCACUGCAAGCCCCUCGUGGACAUCCUCAUACUGCCAG